Lindgomyces ingoldianus is the source of this 837-nucleotide messenger RNA. RefSeq lists its product as uncharacterized. The record is from RefSeq and is a predicted model, not a curated record. Bases 1 to 837 code for a protein of 278 amino acids. The transcript is spliced from 5 exons. NCBI's taxonomy places the organism in Eukaryota, Fungi, Ascomycota, Dothideomycetes, Pleosporales, Lindgomycetaceae.
AUGCAACCCAAGGUAUUUCUAUUCUUGGCCUCUGCCCUUCUCGGAGUGGGGGGCGCCGUCGCGGCUCCAGAGGAGAAUGCUCCAACCACUCUCGUGAGUGUGGUUGCGGCUGCUUCAAGUAUCAUCGCACCCACCAUCCCAUUGUUUCCUAGCCCAAGUUGCAGCGAUUGCCACAUGAGGUUCUGGCAUUGUAUUGACAGCUGCCGUUCCCAAGAUUGCUACAUCGAGUGCAACUGCAAGCUCUGUGGAAACAAGCAUUGUGAGCGCGACUGUGGCUAUACUGACUGUUGCGCUGUUGCCAAUACUGCUGCUCCACGUGAACUUGCGGCCGCACCUGAGGUUGGUGCUGUUGCUGAAUUGCAGGAUAUUCAUACGCCUGAUGACAAAUCUCUGUCCACAUACUGUCAAGUAUGCAGUGAUGCGGCUAUCGAAUGCAUGAAGAUUGCGGAGAGUGUCACCAGACAUUCAUCAAUUGCAUGUUGGAUUGUGAUCCUUACUCCCGUAAGGAUUGUAAACUCAAGUGCAACGCCGAGGCCUGCUCAGAUCAGUUUUGCGCAGAGAGCUGUGGAUAUACGAGCAAGUGCAAUAGCCAGAAUGUCUCCCGUCGCGAUGAGUCAUCAAAAUGUAUCGAAAAGUACAAUGCUUUUGCAGCCUGCAGCCUCCAUUGCACGACCGCCAAAUGCCACAGCAAAUGUUGGGCCGAUUUGUGCAAAGAUUCUCCCAUCAACGAGUGCAGCUGGGGGGAUCUCUGCCACGGCAGGCCUGUCCAACGAGUCGUCUCCACCCUCCCCGGUUCCAACUGCGGUCACUGUGUGGAGAUACAGCAAGAUUGUAUGA